AUGCUGGACGAACCUCUUGCCUGGUUGGACUCUUUCAUACAGGGGUCCUCUGCGAAUGGCUCCCUACCCAAUCACCAGUCGAACAUACCCGUAAACAUUGGAUCAUCUUCGCCGAGUGAAGGGCAGCACAGCCCCAACUUGGACUUUGUGGCACCUGCCGGGGAUCCUCCUUCGUCUUCGUCUUCGACUCCUGCAUCUUCAACAUCCCGUCACCCACCGCAGAUCAAAUCUGCGUCCUCUUCUACGCCAACCUCUGACCGUGCACCCCCUCGCAAGAGAAUCAGGCCCAAAAUUGCCCUUGACCCAAAUCAACCUCCGACUGUGCGCGGUAACCCUCGAGCCCGCGUCUACGUUGCGUGCAAUCAGUGUCGUAUCCGCAAAACGCGGUGUGACGGCGCAAAACCGGUCUGCUUCAACUGUCAUAAGCGUCCCCCAGAAGUCGGCGAGUGUUCUUACGAUGCACGGCCGAACCGUCGCGGACAAGACAAAGCUCCUGGAAGGAGGGCCCGUGUGGCCACAUCACACAAGUCUAAACGAAGGAAAACCUCGAGCGGCACCGACGAUGAUAACAGCGACUCAGAUAGUUCUAGUCCUACUCACGGAUCUGGUAGCGCGAGUGGUGGGCAAACCGCCACGCACUUGCAUGCGUCUUACGACAACUUCCCCGGGCUGUCCACAGAAGAGGAAUCAGAAGAAUACGACCCGUUCCCUCUAGUUGACUUGGACAACCCAAUCGCAGGAACGGAGUUCAGUCUUGGUCAACAUGCUCAGGAGGUCGAGCAGAACAUACCCCGUCGUCCAAGUCUCCAAUUCACGCGCGAAACCUGGUGGGACGCGCUGCUUACCUUCUACUCAACCGAGUUCGGUACGACAGAUGCUACUUCCUUGGUACCUGAGCAACGGUCGGCCACUGUCUUGCGCGUCGUGACUGACCUUCGGGCGCUCUUCCAUGCCUCCAUCUACUGGGUCAGCUUCGUCCACCUACCUCGAUUCUUCGAGGCGCUCUUGAACCCAACAACGCGAGGAUCGAUGCAGCCCAGUCUUGUCAUGAGCGCCUUGGCCAACGGCCUGUUCUCCCAGAGCUCUGAGGCAGAGAGGGGCGCGGCGGGUCGUGCCAAAGCUCUGAAGCUCAUUGAGAUUGCGCAUAGCUCGCUGCAGGCCAGUAUAUCGUCGGGUUGGGUCAACGUUGAGUUGAUUCAAGCGGCAUGGUUCAUCGUCUACUUCGAACUUCAGUCUCAUCCAAUGCGGUCGGCUUCACGGCAUCGUUCAUCGCUGCUUCUCCUAGACUCUUUGAUACGCCUGUUCUCACUCACGACGCUUGACGCUGACAUCAAGCGUGCUCAUACCUUCAAUCGGCCUUCUGUGGCCCUGCUCAACGCAGCUGGACUCACUUCAUCUGUCAGCGAUGUGCCUUCCAACGAACCAUUCCACACCGGCGUUCACACCCCUGGCCUCUUUGCGCAGCUCAGUAGUGCUUUCCCUCUCCAACAGGGUGUCAACCUCGACCCAUUGCCACACGCGCCCCCUGAACAUGUUGUGCAGCCCAUCGCUCCGGAAAACACGACUCUUGAUCCGUCAACCACACUCCCUCCCGUUGGCUGCAAUUGCGCGUCCUUGAUGCUUCAAACGCAUUGGCCCAGCAUAAGUGGCGUUGCGCCGGCCUGGGCCGGGACGCUUAUUUGGCCGAAGAACAUAUCCGAAGGAGAGUUCAGGAAGGAGGAGUGUCGUCGCCUCGUGUGGUCCAGUGUCAUGAUCACCGCGAGCCUAAACGCGUACAACUCCGCGCAUAACAUCGAGGCAGACAUUGAUAAGCAGAAGUUGUGGAUCAAGGACACCGACAGCUAUGCGCUGCUCUUCCCCGGGGAAUCGCUAGCCAUGCAUGGCGUGCCUGUGCAGCCAAACAACGUCUGGACGCUCUACCUGCGCUCGAUGCUCCUAAUGCACCGCUGCGUGCAGAAGCGGGCUGACCUCACGCUGAGCGAGGCAGAGCGCGCGCAGUUCGCGGUGCAAGCGUGGCUGGAGAUUGACGCUAUCGAGGACGCACUCGGGCAGCAUACGUGCGAGCUGGAGCCCAACUCGCGCUUUCAGGCGCGCGAGAUGCUGUUCAGCUCACGGAUGUGCGUUUCGCACGAGUUCCAUAGAUACAUCCCACGAAUCACGACCAAAGGCAGCCAGUUGUUUUACAGGGACAAGGCUGAAGCUUGGUUGCGACUCCGAAUGGCCACGGCAGAGCGAAUGUGGAAGAGCCUGACCGAAGGAACCCUGCCGCCUGCCUUCGAUUACCGGAGACCCCUGCUGAUAUAUUGGUUCAUGUCUCACGUUCUCAAGGCGCUGGUGCUAUGGGAGGCUGACCCAACGCUCAUCGUGGCUCUCGAGGCGGCUAAGGUGUUCUGCAAGCGUACGGAGUACUUGAUGAUGUUUUGGCCAAGUGAAGAACAACGGAGAGAGUGGGGGGGUAUCCGCAUGAAACUCGUGAAGGCGUGUUUGGAGGUCGGAAUAUCGCCCCCUACGGUCGCUCUUCCUGGCCCCAUACCGCAUAUGUCCCGGCAGGCGAGGCAGGCGCAGAGCGACCCAACACGAUGAUUGUAUGUGUACAACACAGAUUUUGAUAGUAUUGCCACAUAGUCCUUUCUUCUGUUAUAUACUAAACCAAGCCACAUCUUCUUCGAUUGCGCUUAUUUGCC
Dichomitus squalens LYAD-421 SS1 is the source of this 2684-nucleotide messenger RNA. RefSeq lists its product as uncharacterized. NCBI's taxonomy places the organism in Eukaryota, Fungi, Basidiomycota, Agaricomycetes, Polyporales, Polyporaceae. The transcript is spliced from 9 exons. Gene Ontology annotation, molecular function: DNA-binding transcription factor activity, RNA polymerase II-specific; zinc ion binding. Gene Ontology annotation, biological process: regulation of DNA-templated transcription. The record is from RefSeq and is a predicted model, not a curated record. The coding region runs from base 1 to 2583 and encodes 860 amino acids. Gene Ontology annotation, cellular component: nucleus.